UGGAGCGUGCGCAAAGGCGGCGGCAGUGCCCGUCACUGGGCGGCAUGGCGGUGUGCGCUCGCCUCUGCGGCGUGGGCCCGUCGCGCGGAUGCCGGCGCCGCCAGCAGCGCCGGGGCCCGGCCGAGACGGCGGCGGCCGACAGUGAGCCGGACACAGACCCCGAGGAGGAGCGCAUCGAGGCGAGCGCGGCGGUGCUGGCCGGGGUUGGGGGCGGCUUGUGCGCGGGCCCCUCGCCGCCGCCCCCGCGCUGCUCGCUGCUGGAGCUGCCGCCCGAGCUGCUGGUGGAGAUCUUCGCGUCGCUGCCGGGCACCGACCUACCUAGCUUGGCCCAGGUCUGCACUAAGUUCCGGCGCAUCCUGCACACCGAUACCAUCUGGAGGAGGCGUUGCCGCGAGGAGUACGGUGUUUGUGAAAACUUGCGGAAGUUGGAGAUCACAGGCGUGUCUUGUCGGGACGUCUACGCGAAGCGUAUAAACCCUCGCGUGAAGUCGGGACGUUUUGUGAAAAUUCUCCCUGAUUAUGAGCACAUGGCGUACAGAGACGUUUACACCUGCCUGCUUCACCGAUACAGACACAUUUUGGGAUUGUGGCAGCCAGAUAUCGGGCCAUACGGAGGACUGCUGAACGUGGUGGUGGAUGGUUUGUUCAUCAUCGGAUGGAUGUACCUGCCUCCCCAUGACCCCCACGUCGAUGACCCCAUGAGAUUCAAGCCUCUGUUCAGGAUCCAUCUGAUGGAGAGGAAGGCUGCCACAGUGGAGUGCAUGUACGGCCACAAAGGGCCCCACCAUGGCCACAUCCAGAUUGUGAAGAAGGAUGAGUUCUCCACCAAGUGUAACCAGACGGACCACCACAGGAUGUCCGGCGGGAGGCAGGAGGAGUUUCGGACGUGGCUGAGGGAGGAAUGGGGGCGCACGCUGGAGGACAUCUUCCACGAGCACAUGCAGGAGCUCAUCCUGAUGAAGUUCAUCUACACCAGUCAGUACGACAACUGCCUGACCUACCGCCGCAUCUACCUGCCGCCCAGCCGCCCUGACGACCUCAUCAAGCCUGGCCUCUUCAAAGGCACCUAUGGCAGCCACGGCCUAGAGAUCGUGAUGCUCAGCUUCCACGGCCGGCGCGCCAGGGGCACCAAGAUCACGGGCGACCCCAACAUCCCUGCCGGGCAGCAGACGGUGGAGAUCGACCUGAGGCACCGGAUCCAGCUGCCCGACCUCGAGAACCAGCGCAACUUCAACGAGCUCUCCCGCCUUGUCCUGGAGGUGCGCGAGCGGGUGCGCCAGGAGCAGCAGGAAGGCGGGCACGAGGCGGGCGAGGGUCGCAGCCGGCAGGGACCCCGGGAGUCCCAGCCAAGCCCCGCCCAGCCCAGGGCAGAGGCACCCAGCAGGGGCCCAGACGGGACACCUGGUGAGGACAGUGGCGAGCCCGGGGAUGCCUCGGCCGCAGCCGAGCAGCCUGCCCAGUGUGGGCAGGGGCAGCCAUUCGUGCUGCCCGUGGGCGUGAGCUCCAGGAAUGAGGACUACCCCCGAACCUGCAGGAUGUGUUUUUAUGGCACAGGCCUCAUCGCGGGCCACGGCUUCACCAGCCCUGAACGCACCCCCGGGGUCUUCAUCCUCUUCGAUGAGGACCGCUUCGGGUUCGUCUGGCUGGAGCUGAAAUCCUUCAGCCUGUACAGCCGGGUCCAGGCCACCUUCCGGAACGCAGAUGCGCCGUCCCCACAGGCCUUCGACGAGAUGCUCAAGAACAUUCAGUCCCUCACUUCCUGACCAGCCACGUCCUUGCGGCCACAUCCCAGGGGCUCUGGGGCUCUGGACUCUGACCUGUGAAUAGCAGCAGCAUGCACUUUGGAAAUCUGGCCUUUUGACCAGAACGCACACCUCGUCGGGGGUCCCAGCCCAGCCACCCCCCAGCACUUUAUGUAGAGAGUGUGACAUAGACCUGCAUAUCUGUCAGUGCCAUGAUGGAAGAAGCUGAGCAUGUCUUACCAAAAAAAGAGAGAACGAGCCGGAAUACAGCGGAUCUAGGGGGACAGCCGCGGGACCGCGUGAGAAUUGAAGCCGUGGGGUUGCCGCACCCUGGGCUGGCUGACGGUUUUCUCAGGAAACAGGACCCUCCUCUGGCGCUCUUUUCCCAUGAGCGGAUAGAAUGAUAGACUGGGUCGUGUGUGAGACGCAUGUCUUGCACUCCACCCCUGUUGGGGGAAGCCGGCCAGCAGUGGCCUCUGGGAGGGAGUCAGGAAGAGGCAGACAGCUCAGGCAGCGCAGGUGUGAUGGGCACAGUGUGCGGAGAGCAAGCUCGGGACGUUGACAGGAUCUCAGGCUUGGGGCCGGGACUCUGGAGUGAAUCCCCGUUUCUCUACCGGCUCGCUUGGAGUUUGGACAGACGCAUUUCACCUCUGAUCUCAGCCUUCCCCACCUGUGGAGUGGGCUUAGUGAUCUGAGUCACUAGGGAAUGUCACUGUGAAUGCACGGCCCAGCCCACUCACCUGCCCCGGCCCCUCUUCUCCAGCUUUGGAGCCAAGGCCAUUGUUCCAGCCACUUGACUGUCCUUGACGGCCUGUUCCAGACAGGGCAUUUGUUUUGUCCCUGCCUUCCUCCCUGCACACAUAUGGUGUCAAAACCAAGCUGUCAGCACUUCCUCCAGAAUGCAAGACUCCAGACCCGCUUGUCUGAAGCAGUGUGUGGUUCACACAGGUGCCAGGAGUGCCCACAGGAGGUGACGAGGAAACCCCUUUGCAGGUGAGGGGACGGCUUUCUAGAAAAGCCACAUCUGCAUCUGGGGACACACUUUGGAAAGUGGGACCCUCCAGCUUGGAGACGCCGUGGACUGACGCCUCCAGGGCUGUAUGCCCCGUGUCGUGUUAACCUGUGUGUGGGGCCCCGUCUGAGGUCUUGGCUGAGGUUGGCAUCUCCUGAAGAACAGAGUACGGUGCCUGGAGCUGGCCCUUCCCCCAGCCCGCAGCCAGCUCUGUGCCUGAGUGGGCGUCCCCAGCGAGUCUUCCCUCUCUGCCGCUUGUCCUUGUGUCUGGGCUGCUCCAAGCCCUUGUGCUGCGCACCCUGGACACGUCCUGCUGGUGAGGGACCCUGGGAAGAUGACAGUCUGUGUGCCUUUGUGUGGAGACCAACCUGAGGAUGUCCUGGGAAACGUUUUCCUGGUGAAUUUCUCCUUGACUGGCCUUUAAAAAAAAAAAAAAAGAAUUCCCAUUGCCCAGCCUCAGUGCAUUUGGCAAAUUCUUUCUUCGCGUCCCCGAGUCAGAGAAUUGGCAAAGGCCCCUGGUAAUCUGGCUGGCCUGGGAGAAAGACUCAGGAGAAAAGCCAGUGGAGGAGGUGCCUCUCCAGGUGGCAGCAGGGCCACCCACCUGUGAGCCACACAGACCCCCAGGAGCUCCUGCUGGCUCUCGUGUGUGGCCCCAGUUUCUAGCGGCUUUUGCAGCAUUAGCCUACAAGCUUUGUCACUCCCUGCCCUCUGUGGUGGUCACUGUUUUUCUCUCGUGCCAAAUGAGGUGGUCCCUGAGUGACAGUGACUGUGGCCUUGCAGCCUGGAGGACCCUUGGCAUGUAGACUUGGCACCAUUGGAGAUUCACCAUUGUUUAAAUAAAAUCAAGCAAAUGCAUUUUUACCAAGAGCCCGAGACUGGCUCUAAGGGACCCAGUCCAUCAGAGGCGCACCCUCUGGGGCUUGAAGAGCACACUGCAGGAGACGAGUGCUUCUGAUUAAAGGAAUCUCAGAUCUCAA
This is a messenger RNA of Rhinopithecus roxellana (golden snub-nosed monkey), 3731 nucleotides long. RefSeq names its product F-box protein 31 (gene FBXO31). Gene Ontology annotation, molecular function: protein binding. The record is from RefSeq and is a predicted model, not a curated record. The transcript has 10 exons. Bases 45 to 1763 code for a protein of 572 amino acids. Lineage: Eukaryota; Metazoa; Chordata; Mammalia; Primates; Cercopithecidae.